CGAAAAAGGAGCGCUAACGUUUUCACUGGAGGGCAAAGUUGGAAAUGUAGAAUCAAACCUGCAUUUACAAUUUACAUGCCUUUAACCUUACGAUGCCUUUUUGCAGCUGCUUCAGAGAGAUAUAUCUUUUCCACCGGCUCGCCCACCCGCCUCUGCCGCCGUGGAACACAGUUCAUCAUCAUCACCGUCGCCGUCGUCCCCCCUUAUUUCAAAGGCCGAUACUCCCUUCAGCUGAUCAUCGCUCCGGUUGAUUUUUUUUAUUAGUGAUAUAAAAGCUGAAUUGAAAGCGCCAAAUGGGUUGCACUGUGAGAGAUAAACACAUCAGAACAAAUCGACGGGCCCGAUCGGUGAAGCCCGAGCCCGAUAAUCAGGGCAGUAACGGCGCCGCGACUAAUGGUAACAACGCGGUUGCUAAUAUGGUUAUGUGUAAAUCCAUAGUGGAUUCUGGAUUUAGGCCGUUGAGUUAUCAAAUGGGUGGUCAUGAUUCGGCCCAGAAUCCGAACUCUGCUACUGCCCCGACUGCAGGUACUCCGAAUUCUGCCUAUGAUGAUAGUGGGUGGGGUUACUGUACUGAGGAACAGCUGGAGGAAAUCUUGUUGAAGAAUUUGGAUUUUUUGUACUCUAAGGCCGUUCGGAAGCUUGUGGAGUUGGGUUAUGAUGAGGAAGUGGCUCUAAAGGCGAUAUUAAAGAAUGGUCAUUGUUAUGGUGGAAUGGAUGUCUUGACUAAUAUUAUGCAUAAUUCCUUGGGCUAUUUGAAUAACGGGUGUUGUGAGAACAGUGGAAAUUCAGAGGAUUCUGAGCCUCCCUUUGCGGAUUUAAAGCAAUUAGAGGAGUAUUCUCUUGCUGGUCUGGUGGUCAUAUUGCAACAAAUCAAGCCACAUUUGAGUAGAGGUGAUGCAAUGUGGUGCUUGCUUAUGAGUGAUCUUCAUGUCGGCCGCGCUAGUGUGAUGGAAAUACCGGUGCUUCCUUCGCCUAAUGGAACUGGGGCUGCCUCUGCUACCGCUUCAGUGAGUAGUGGAAAUGUGGAGGCUGUUGUUAACGGUCCAGUCGGGGUUGCCCCAGCCUUGUGUAGGUUUCAUAGUGGCUGGGGUUUUGGAAAUGGAGGGACUUCUGAGUUUCCUGUGAAUGGCCUGUUCUCCUAUGCAUCAGAAAUUAGUUUGCAAAAGGAGAUUGACUGUCCAAAAAGGUUUAACCUAACCCCUUCCAUGAAGAGCUUAUUGAAAAGGAAUGUAGCUUUCUUUGCUGCAGGAUUCAGGGCAAACGCUAGACACCUUCAGAGUCAGUUGCAGACUGUUCAAAGCUCUGUGCCUAAUGGAGAUUCCUCCUCAAGUGAAAGUGCAACUGCAACCAAGGUUGAAAGUGUUCCAGUACGGCAAACUGAGGAACCCCAAAAUGUCAAGAACCAGGACGUUGUAAAUUCAGUGUUGAAUAAAUUUAAAGAUUUGAAUCUCGAUGAGAACAGUGAGAAGGCUUCUUUAGAUCAGAAAGAUGAAACGAUUUUAAGUUUGAUCCAUCAGAUUAAGGACCUCGAACGACAGGUAAAAGAGAGGAAAGAGUGGGCUCACCAGAAGGCGAUGCAAGCUGCUAGGAAGCUCAGCCAUGAUUUGACUGAGCUAAAGAUGUUGAAGAUGGAAAGAGAAGAGACACAGCGGCUGAAGAAGGGUAAACAGAAUCUGGAAGACUCUACCAUGAAGAGGCUAACAGAAAUGGAGAACUCUUUGAGGAAAGCAAGUGGUCAAGUGGAUCGAGCAAAUGCUGCUGUGAGAAAGCUUGAAACAGAGAAUGCUGAGAUUAGAGCAGAAAUGGAGGCUUCUAAGUUAAGUGCUUCAGAAUCAGUUACCAGUUGUCUAGAGGCUGCAAAAAGGGAGAAAAAGUACUUGAGGCGCCUGUUGGCUUGGGAAAAACAGAAAGCUAAGCUUCAGGAGGAUAUUGCAGCAGACAAACAGAAGAUUUCAGAUAUUAAACAACAAAUAGCUGAGGUUGAGGCUGCUCAAAAGGAAGCUGAGGUGAGUCAUCUUUAUCGGUUAAUUGAACUAAACAUGCAACAGGUCGCCCCAAACAAAACAUUAUUCAUGAUUUAGUACGAUUGUUAAGUACUUUCUUAAACGCAGUUUUGUAGCACAUAAUAAACUAAUAGCUUCAAAAGGUUUUGCUGCAAGUUUGCAAACCAUGUGUUCCUGAAUCCUAGCUUUCACGCAACCUGAUCUUCUUCUUCUUUUUCUGGUUCUAGUUCUAUGGAGUAGAUGUUGCUUGUUAGAAUAGUUUUUUUUUUUUUUUUGGUAACUCCGGGAACCCCACCAGAGAUGGGUAAACCCACGCCCACUGCAAUAUAGCCUGCAAACCACAGUGGGAGGUAAACCACCCUAGGCAAGCUUGGGGUGCCAAGUUCGGGUGCAACAUCGGGGGUUCACAUGUGAUUGCACUCGCUAGUGCUUGGUUGAGCUCAUCUAUGCUGAGAACUUUGAUAGAGGCUUUAUCUCAUGGUUAAACAACUUGCAUGCUUCAGUUUUAGCCAGAUGCUUUUCCACAUGGCUUGAUUUGAUGCUGUUUUUAGGUGUGUGGUCUAUAGCUUCCUGCCAACUUUGCAUUUUGUAUGACAUAUGCACUUUAUGUUGCUUAGUGAUGCAUGUGUAACUUUGCAGUCUUUAAAAUCCUGUGUUUAUACCUGCCUAGAUGUCCCUUUCUGUUUCGAGGAACUCUAUAUCCCCAGAAAGCAGAAAUUUGAGUAAUAACUUUUCGGGUACUAUAUACAGCUAGCAGAACUAUAGUUUGAUGCUUGUUUGAUGGUUAUUAUCUCUUCCUCUUCGGAAAGAUUUGUUAUGCAGAAUAGGAUUCUCUUCCAUGCUUCAUCUCUAUGCCUUUCUUGGCAAUCUCAAGGAUCCCAAGUUCCUUAAAUUGCCUCAGGCCGGGAUUUUUAUUUUUGACCGUUCAUGUGUCAGACAUUAUAAAAUCUUCGUGAAAGUAUAGCUCUACUUGUCUUGAACAGGCAAAAUGGAGGCAAGAACAAAAGGAUAAAGAACUGGCUCUGGCACAAGUAGAGGAGGAACGGCGGCUUAAAGAAGCUACCGAGGCUAAUAGCAAAAGAAGGCUUGAAGCGCUGCGACUGAAAUCAGAAAUAGAUUUCCAGCGUCAUAGGGAUGAUCUUCAAAGGUUAGAGCAGGAACUUGUGCGCCUUAAAGCAGCACAAAAGAAUGAGCAGCAUCAAUCUGACAAUACACUGACUGGGAAGUCCGACACAACGAAGCCGCAAGGAGAAAGCAUCGUCAGACUGUUUCAUGAAUUUGAUAAACUGGAUGAUUCAGUGGAGAAGGAAGCCAGUUAUAAUAGGGAGUGCAUUAUUUGCCUAAAAGAUGAAGUUUCUGUAGUGUUCCUGCCUUGCGCUCAUCAAGUUAUCUGUGCAAGCUGCAAUGAAAAUUAUGGUAAGAAGGGGAAAGCUAUCUGUCCCUGCUGCAGGGUCCCAAUUGAGCAGAGAGUUCGGGUAUUUGGUGCAUCGUCAUAGUUAGUAGAUGUGAGGCUUGCAUUUGAUGCCUUUUUGCAUGGAGAGCUAUAUUUCGCAAGUUGCUUAAUUAUACUAUACUGGUCUGAACAAUUGGUUUUUCUGGGUAAAUCGACUUGCUGUAUGAAUCAGCAUCAUACAGUUUGUAUGUAAAUAAGUUGCAAAAUAUGGCGGAGUCCUUUGUGCUGUUUUUGCACAAGCAUUGGAAUAGUUACUGAAAACAUAAUACCUUUUUCUCACUUGUUUUUCCUGUUCUAACUCAGGGGCACCAACCUCUUAUGCCAAGUAAGGGUAUGAAGCCCCUGUUCAUGGUGACAUGAUCAAUGAACAAUAGCAGAUGAUGAUGCCCAACAGGACACUAUGGGUCCCGCUUAGUGGCCACAAACUUUUUAUAGUUGGG
Molecule: messenger RNA, 3896 nt
Organism: Oldenlandia corymbosa var. corymbosa
Lineage: Eukaryota; Viridiplantae; Streptophyta; Magnoliopsida; Gentianales; Rubiaceae
Source: the annotation of a GenBank genome assembly